AUGUCUCAAAAUUUACGCAAGAAAGCUGCUGCUCGUGCUUCUCGACGUGCUAGUAGCAACUCUGGUCCUCCAUUGGCAUCCAUUCUUGCUGCUAAUGGAACUCCUUUAAGUAGUCGUCAGAAUACUGACGAAGAAGACGCUUGGAGUGAAACAUCCGCUGAUACUCUUGAUUCUUGGGCAUCAGCCGGAAGUAGAGCUGAAGACAAAGUUCUAGAAGAAGUUGAUAAUUGGGAGGACGAGGUAUUGCAAAGCAUUGAUAACUUGGAAGAGAAACGUACAAGUACUCGGGAAAACGCCUUGACCAUUUUGAUUCGUCUCCUCUCUCACAAAUAUGCUGCGGAUAUCCUUUAUUCGCGAAGAGAUACUCUACUUGACAUGUUGAAUCGGUCCAUUAAAAAAAAUAAAAGCCAUAAAGAAAGUAGAUUGGCUGCCAAAGGCGAGGAUCAAGAAACCAUGUAUCAUGAUGUUCUGUCCCUUUUGAAAUAUACUAUAAUCAACACCUCUUCUAUGGAAGUUAGAAGUAUGUGCAUAAAGACCUUAGCUUUGGCCUGUUUCAUUGCUGGAUCACAAGCUGAAGUUUUUGAACUUUUAAAUUUUUUUGCCGAAAUAAUAAUUACUAAUGGUAAAAGCGUUAAUGCUACCAAUGACGGAGCUACUUUAACAAGUGCCUUAAAUGCAUAUGGUUUAUUAUAUGCUAGGCUAUGGGGAGAUUCAAAGAAAGUAGCUGGUAUGGCUAGAGAGGAAUUUGAACGAGUAAUUCCAGCCCACACAAAACAACUCGAGUCCUCUAUCAUGGAAGUGAGAGUUGCUAGUGGUGUAAACAUUGCAUUGAUGUUUGAAACUUUGGGGAUUGGUAAAAGAAUAGAUCCAUCUGAAGAAUGGGUCCAGGAUCAGGAAGCUGAGUCAGAUGAAGGUUAUUUUGAUUAUAAUGAUAUGGAUAGGCUGACUCAGUUAUUGAGUACAUUAGCUACAGAUAGCAAUCGUCAUCGCGGAAAAGUUGAACGUAAAGUGCAAAGAUCUGCCUUUCGCGACAUUUUAAAGACAGUUGAGGUUGGAGGGUGA
Funneliformis geosporum is the source of this 1062-nucleotide messenger RNA. The record is from the annotation of a GenBank genome assembly. Lineage: Eukaryota; Fungi; Glomeromycota; Glomeromycetes; Glomerales; Glomeraceae.